CUGCUGGAAACCUCCGCAGAGCCCAGGGCCCUUCGCUGCCAGUCUGCUCCCCACUCUUGGUCCCGAGUCAGGCGCUGGGCCCUUAGGCUUGGUCCGGAUUCCCAUCCUCCACCCCAGGAGAGGUUUGCUCAGCCCGGCUGGUGCAGGCGAGUCCAGUCCAGGCACAGAUAGACACGCAGAUGCGCAGUCUCUAGGGCUGCUCCUUAGCCUCCUGGGUUAGCAGCCGGGGGCCACCUGCGCUCUCCGCACGCAGCCCUCGCCUCGCGGAGAAAGCCGAGGCUGAAUGGGUGGGGGGCGGGGCAGGGACGAGGGUCCCUGAGGUGAGAACCUCCUUUCUUCAGGCGGCUGGGGAGAUCAGAGACCCCACGGAGCUCAGGUCAGAAACAAGGGAAUAGAGAGAUCGGAGCCAGACUCGAGGCCAGGCGAGGCGAAGCGAGGAAUCUCGGGCCCUGAGUGUGGGGGUGAAGGACAGGCCCCUUGCUCCUCCUUCCAAUCUCUGCUCUCCUGGGGACCCCCUCCGCCCUCCCCGGGGCCCCGGCUCUUCCCCCUUCCCCGAGACCCUGCACCCUCUGCGGAUUGGUCCUCAGACUGCUGGGGGCGGGGCCUGAGGGCCCUGACGUCACUGGCUGAGGUGGGGCGGGCGGCUGGAGGAGGGGGUGACAGGGCCGGGCUCAGCACCUCGGAGAGCUCCCUCCCUGGCCUUGUUUUGCUCUGGCAUCGCCGCCGGGGGAGGGAAAGAGGGGGCCGGCCGGACACUGGGCGCAGAGGCAGGGGGAUGGCCAUGGAAGGGUCGAGGGGCACCGGUGGGCAGAGGGCCCAGCCGUGAUCCAGCGACGGGUUUGGGGCGCCGGGCGGGGUGGGGGGCAGCGGGCGGCGGCAGCAGUGGCCGCACAUCUGGAUGGAAGCGAGCUUUGUCCAGACCACCAUGGCUCUGGGCCUGUCCUCCAAGAAAGCGUCCUCCCGCAACGUGGCCGUGGAGCGUAAGAACCUGAUCACCGUGUGCAGGUUCUCUGUGAAAACACUGCUGGAGAAGUACACAGCGGAGCCCAUCGAUGACUCAUCAGAGGAGUUUGUCAAUUUUGCAGCCAUUUUAGAGCAGAUCCUCAGCCACCGCUUCAAAGCCUGUGCCCCAGCAGGUCCAGUGAGCUGGUUCAGCUCAGAUGGGCAGCGGGGCUUCUGGGACUAUAUCCGGCUGGCCUGCAGCAAAGUGCCCAACAACUGUGUGAGCAGCAUCGAGAACAUGGAGAACAUCAGCACAGCCCGGGCCAAGGGCCGGGCAUGGAUCCGGGUGGCACUGAUGGAGAAACGCAUGUCAGAAUACAUCACCACGGCUCUGCGGGACACCCGUACCACCAGACGGUUCUAUGACUCUGGAGCCAUCAUGCUUCGGGACGAAGCCACCAUCCUCACAGGAAUGCUGAUCGGACUCAGCGCAAUCGACUUCAGCUUCUGUCUAAAGGGGGAAGUCCUGGACGGGAAGACCCCCGUGGUUAUCGAUUACACACCUUACCUAAAGUUCACACAGAGCUACGACUACCUGACCGAUGAGGAGGAGCGGCACAGCGCCGAGAGCAGUACGAGCGAGGACAACUCGCCCGAGCACCCGUACCUGCCGCUCGUCACCGACGAGGACAGCUGGUACAGCAAGUGGCACAAGAUGGAGCAGAAGUUCCGCAUCGUCUACGCGCAGAAGGGCUACUUGGAAGAGCUGGUGCGUCUGCGCGAGUCGCAGCUGAAGGACCUGGAGGCGGAGAACCGGCGGCUGCAACUGCAGCUGGAGGAGGCGGCGGCGCAGAACCAGCGGGAGAAGCGGGAGCUGGAAGGCGUGAUCCUGGAGCUGCAGGAGCAGCUGACAGGUCUGAUCCCCAGUGACCACGCCCCCCUGGCCCAGGGUUCCAAGGAGCUCACUACACUCCUGGUCAACCAAUGGCCUUCAUUGGGAACACUCAAUGGGGCCGAGAGUGCCAGCAACUCCAAGCCCUACCGGAGACACAGCUUCAUGAGCACGGAGCCGCUGUCAGCUGAAGCCAGUCUGAGCUCAGACUCCCAGCGCCUGGGAGAGGGCACGCGGGACGAAGAGCCCUGGGGUCCCAUCGGAAAGGACCCCACGCCCUCCAUGCUGGGCCUCUGCGGCUCCCUGGCCUCCAUCCCCAGCUGCAAGUCCCUGGCGAGCUUCAAAUCCAACGAGUGCCUGGUGAGCGACAGUCCUGAGGGCAGUCCAGCCCUGAGCCCCAGCUGAGGAACGGCAUGGGCAGUGCCAGCCCCACCUGCCCGGGGCCAUGGACACCUGCCACCUUUCUUCAACAACAGUCCCCCAGUCCAGGCUCCCCUUCCCGAGAACGCUGCCCGCCCAGCCAGGGCCCUCUUGGGGAAGAUCCCCUCCGCUUGCCUUAGCUUCCUGCCUGUGGUGGCAGGGGCUGCAGAGGGAAACCAGCUGCGCCAGGAGGCAGGGGUGCCCAAGCCACAGGAAGCCCCUGGGGAAGUCUACUCCAUUCUUCCUGUGACCCUGGCACUCCUUCACUCAUCCCCCCCGAACCUCUCCACCAAGGCUGGUGGACCAGCUUCCACACCACCCAUCUCCCAGUCCCUAGCCUCUCCGUCUGUCCGUGUACGCUCUGGAGUCACUCCUUCCCGGCCCCCAGCAAGAGCUCUUCGGGGGAUCAGGCAAAUAAAAACCAGAGGACUGA
Callithrix jacchus (white-tufted-ear marmoset) is the source of this 2687-nucleotide messenger RNA. It is a transcript of the gene RUNDC3A, whose product is annotated as RUN domain containing 3A. The record is from RefSeq and is a predicted model, not a curated record. Lineage: Eukaryota; Metazoa; Chordata; Mammalia; Primates; Cebidae.